Messenger RNA from Impatiens glandulifera, 1187 nucleotides. Its product is annotated as wall-associated receptor kinase 1. The transcript has 2 exons. The record is from RefSeq and is a predicted model, not a curated record. The coding region runs from base 75 to 938 and encodes 287 amino acids. Gene Ontology annotation, molecular function: polysaccharide binding. Lineage: Eukaryota; Viridiplantae; Streptophyta; Magnoliopsida; Ericales; Balsaminaceae.
AUGAGGCAAGUUGGUAUCUCUGUAUAAUAAAAACCAUUCAUCUCUCUAAAGAAGGAAGACAGACAGAGAAAAGAAUGAAGAUCAAACUCUUCUUAGUUUCUCUCUUUACUGUCUUUUGCUCGUCUUCCUCACAGACUUGCCAAAGAAACUGUGGCAACCAGUUAAUCAAGUACCCAUUCGGUACCAGCCAAGGCUGCGGCGACCACCGCUUCCAGAAAUACGUGACCUGCAACAGCGAAAACCAGCUCAUUUUCACAACCCACACUGGCUGUUAUCCAAUCACCUACAUCGAUUACACCAACCAACUUAUCUACAUCUCCGAUCCUUCCAUGUCAACUUGUUCUUGCUCUCAGCCCAGCAAAGGUUUCAGCCUGGAUUGGAACGCGCCGUUUACCUUUCACGAUGAUAACGCCUUUGCCCUUCUUGAUUGCACCAUUAACGGAGGAAAUAACUCUCUGUCUUCUCUAUGUGAUCCAAACGGAGCCGCCAUUUGCAGUCUUCUGUAUUCAUGUCAAGCAAUCAGCAGGAUAGACAUGGCAAUCUCUACUUGCUGUUUAUAUGCACCGGUGGAUCUUGGGCCGUCUUUUGAGAUGGAUUUGGGGAAGUUACAGUGCGGGUCGUAUUCAGGGAUUUAUGGGUAUACUUUGGAUGCACCGGAGAGCUGGAAAUAUGGGAUUGUGUUGAAGUAUAAAUUUAAUUUCAAUAAUGAAUACCCUAUACUCUGUUCUGACUGUGAGAGAAGCAAUGGAAUUUGUGGAUACUUUGGUUCUGGUUCGGGUUCAAGUAGUUCGUUUAUCUGUUAUUGCCCCGGUGGACUGAAUUCAUCAACGGAUUGCUUAUUUCGAGCUACAUGGAGCCAUGGCUUAAGAAAACUUCCAUGGCAGCCUGUGAUAUGGUUGAUCUAUUGGAUGGUUUCUUUUCAUCUUCUUUUGCGGUGAAUGAGAGAUAGAUUCGGGUCGGGCUAAAGGGUGUUGAAGGAAUCAAAUAAAAGCAAAUGGGUUGGGUUAAUUGGAUUCCGCCAUCACCAUGGAAGCUUGUAUUUUCUUCUUCUUCUAAAUAAUCAUGCUAAUGAAUCUUUACACCAUUGUUUUGUUACGAGAACUCGAUGAAUUAGAUGUUGUAAUUGUGGACUGGCCAUUAUGAUAUGAAGCUAAUCAAUAAUGGAAUAUGUUCCCUUCCCUCUUUUA